AUGUCCGAGCAGGAUGAUCUCGUUGCCUCCAAGACCGAGGGUUUCAAGGUCGGAGAGAAGAAGUCAAUCAAUGAGUACACUGAGCUUGAUAAGAAUGACGAAUCCCUAAACCGCUGGAAGGCCUCCCUAGGUCUUGCAACCGGUGCACCAAUUGGAGACCCCAACGAUCCCCGAAAGUGCAUUAUCAAGUCUCUCGCCCUGGAGGUUGAGGGACGGUCCGAUGUGGUCAUUGACGUGUCCGCGCCCGGUGCAGUUGAUACUCUCAAGGACAAGCCAUUCACCAUCAAGGAGGGUGCCCACUUCCGGAUCAAGGUCGUCUUCCAGGUGCACCAUGAGGUCCUGAGCGGUCUGAAGUACCUGCAGGUCGUUAAGAGGAAGGGUAUUCGAGUUAGCAAGGACGAAGAGAUGCUGGGCAGCUAUGCCCCCAACACCACCGACAAGCCCGUCUACGAGAAGAAGUUCCACGCGGAAGAGGCCCCCUCCGGAAUGAUCGCCCGGGGCCAUUACAACGCGGUUUCGAAAUUCGUGGAUGACGACGACCACACCCACCUGCAGUUCGAGUGGUCGUUUGAUAUCGCGAAGGAUUGGUAGAUUUGACGGUUCCCGGAUGAACUACGACUCUGUCAUGACCAGCAUUCUUUGAAAUUUGCAAGCGUUGUACGGAACUGCGUUCUUGGAAUUUUUGACCUUCUCUCAGAGCUACACCCCCAUGAGACACUCUUGGGUUGUCAUAUAUAGGUCCUAAUAAUUGGAUCCCGUUUCUCGAAGUG
This is a messenger RNA of Aspergillus nomiae NRRL 13137, 770 nucleotides long. Its product is annotated as rho GDP-dissociation inhibitor. Gene Ontology annotation, cellular component: cytosol; cytoplasm; membrane. Gene Ontology annotation, molecular function: Rho GDP-dissociation inhibitor activity; protein binding. The record is from RefSeq and is a predicted model, not a curated record. Lineage: Eukaryota; Fungi; Ascomycota; Eurotiomycetes; Eurotiales; Aspergillaceae. Gene Ontology annotation, biological process: Rho protein signal transduction. Bases 1 to 591 code for a protein of 196 amino acids. The transcript has 3 exons.